Molecule: messenger RNA, 879 nt
Organism: Ochotona princeps (American pika)
Lineage: Eukaryota; Metazoa; Chordata; Mammalia; Lagomorpha; Ochotonidae
Gene: ATP6V1E1
Product: ATPase H+ transporting V1 subunit E1
Exons: 9
Coding region: 114-794 (226 amino acids)
Biological process (GO): proton transmembrane transport
Cellular component (GO): proton-transporting two-sector ATPase complex, catalytic domain
Molecular function (GO): proton-transporting ATPase activity, rotational mechanism
Source: RefSeq, a predicted model, not a curated record
CCGGGCAGGAAUCGGAAGCCGGAGCGGUCCGUAAAGGCGACGAACGCCGCUCCCGGGGCUCUCGGUCCGCGCAGCUGCUGUCCGUUGGGUGCCGACCCGGUCUCGCCCUCGCCAUGGCCCUCAGCGACGCCGACGUGCAGAAGCAGAUUAAGCAUAUGAUGGCUUUCAUCGAGCAAGAAGCCAAUGAGAAAGCAGAAGAAAUAGAUGCAAAGGCCGAGGAGGAGUUCAACAUUGAGAAAGGGCGUCUUGUGCAAACGCAGAGACUGAAGAUUAUGGAAUACUAUGAGAAGAAGGAAAAACAGAUUGAGCAGCAGAAGAAAAUUCAGAUGUCCAACCUGAUGAACCAAGCGAGGCUGAAAGUCCUCAGAGCGAGAGAUGACCUCAUCACGGAUCUUCUGAAUGAAGCAAAGCAGAGACUCAGCAAGGUGGUAAAAGAUACAACGAGGUACCAGGUGCUGCUCGAUGGAUUGGUCCUCCAGGGUUUGUAUCAGUUGCUGGAGCCCCGAAUGAUUGUUCGCUGCAGGAAACAAGAUUUUCCUCUGGUAAAGGCUGCCGUGCAGAAGGCGAUUCCUAUGUACAAGAUCGCCACCAAAAAAGACGUGGACGUGCAGAUCGAUCAGGAAGCCUACCUGCCGGAGGACAUAGCUGGUGGAGUUGAGAUCUAUAACGGCGAUCGUAAAAUAAAAGUUUCCAACACCCUAGAAAGCCGGCUGGACCUCAUAGCCCAGCAGAUGAUGCCGGAAGUGCGGGGAGCUUUGUUUGGUGCAAAUGCCAACAGGAAGUUUAUGGACUAAGCCUUCGGGAGGUGCAGUACACCCACUGUUCCAUGACUACGAUACAGAAGUUUCUGGUAUUUGAAGAAACAAGAUUAUCCAUGUA